Messenger RNA from Laetiporus sulphureus 93-53, 3168 nucleotides. RefSeq lists its product as uncharacterized. NCBI's taxonomy places the organism in Eukaryota, Fungi, Basidiomycota, Agaricomycetes, Polyporales, Laetiporaceae. Gene Ontology annotation, cellular component: plasma membrane; cytoplasmic side of plasma membrane; cytoplasm. Gene Ontology annotation, molecular function: protein binding; phospholipid binding. The coding region runs from base 1 to 3168 and encodes 1055 amino acids. The transcript is spliced from 5 exons. Gene Ontology annotation, biological process: cytoskeleton organization. The record is from RefSeq and is a predicted model, not a curated record.
AUGACAGCCCGACGCCAGGCGUCGACUACUUCUCUUGCGCAGUUUGCACGGGCGGUUUCGCCUGAGCUUGGAGACAAAUCGCUUGACUUUUGUAAUGCGUUCUGGGGUACUGGUGAUGGCGGUGUCGAUGUGCUGUUCGCACGUAUGCGGGGUGCCACGCGGACUAUGGAGGAGUUGCGGAACUUUUGGAAGGAGAGGGCUCUGAUCGAAGAACAGUACGCGAAGCGGUUGGCUGGGUUGGCCAAGUUCACAUUAGGUCGGGAUGAGAUAGGGGACUUACGUACGUCGCUGGACACGUUGCGUCUUGAGACAGAGAAGCAAUCCGGAUUUCAUCUUAUGGUCGCCCAGCAGAUCAAGAACGACCUUGAAGGGCAGGCCACCACAUUCCUCAGCAAACAGCAGCAGCACAAAAAGACUUAUCAGGCCCUGAUCGAGAAAGAGUUCAAGAAUAAGCAGACGCAAGAGUCCUACGUUACUAAAGCACGGGAGAAGUACGAAUCGGACUGUAUGCGCAUCAACUCGCUCACUGCCGAGAGUACUCUCAUGCAAGGCAAAGAUCUGGAGAACAUCCAGAAAAAGCUUGAUCGUGUGCAGCAGACGGUCCAGGCAAAUGAGCGCGAUUUCGCCAACUUUGCGAGGGCGCUGCAGGACAAUGUCCGAAAGUGGGAGAUGAGCUGGAAGGCAUUCUGCGACAGCUGCCAAGAUAUGGAAGAGGAGCGCUUGGAGUUCAUGAAGGACAACGUGUGGGCGUACGCUAAUUCAGUGUCUACGGUUUGCGUGGCUGAUGACCAGUCGUGCGAGGCAAUUCGGUUGUCGCUCGAGCAAGUGGAACCCGAGAGAGACAUGCAGAACUUCGUGCGUGAGUACGGAACAGGCAACGACAUCCCCGAUCCUCCUGGUUUCGUCAACUAUGCCAACCCUAACGCCAUUCCGUCUGCCUCCCAACCACCGAGCACUCGGCCCGCCAAUUUCGCCCGCACCUCGGGGCGCCCCCGAGAGACCGCCCCUUCACCGCCGCCACCAGACGAUGACCAGGAACCGUCCACGAACCUCGCAGGUGUUGGACUGGGCAUUGCACGACAGGCAGAUGCCGCAGCUGAUGCCCAGGCGCGUAGCGCGAGUCGUGCGAGCUACCGAAAUGGGAAUGGACCAGAGGUGCCGCCGGUGAAUGGGCACGCGCCACCGCAAGCAGCGCCGGUGUCACGAUCGCAGCAGCCGCCCGCUGGAGGCAUGCGCCCUGCUGACUCCCAAGCAGACGUUAUCGACCCAACGGCCAAGACGAUGAUCAAAAUUGGCGACAAUGCAUACGAUGUGGACCUGUCGCGCGACCCGCAGGCGCAGACAGGUCGGGGUUCUGCUCAGAAUGGCAAUGCUGUCGUCACGCCAAUCAAAGUCGGACAGGAAGACGACCCGCUUGCGCGUCAGAUGGCCGAGUUAAAGAGGGCGGCGCCCGCGCGUGGCAUGAGCGUGCGCCGAAGUGGGAAUUGGCAGAAUGCAGCGCCGCAAGCGCCAUCGCCUACAGCAGGCGGCCAGCAUGGAGUCUCCUCCCUUACGAAACGUGAUUCCACAACGAAGCUCUCCCCGCCGCCCGGUGGCUCGGAGAACAGGGGCCGUCCUCCAUCUCGCGACUACCGCCAUUCUGCGGAUAUCGUCGUCGGCGCAUACCCAAUCCCGAGCUCGCGUCCGGCGUCGCCCAAUCCGCCCACGGCGAAAUACAUGAUGCCUCCCCCGCAAACUCCAGCGGGCCCUGGUGCCAAUCUGCCUGUGCAGGAGAUCCUGGCGGACUAUCAACAAUCAUUCCCUGGUGAGCGCAAGUCGCUGAGCAGGCCGCCCAGCCAGGCAGGACACGCGUCUGGUAUGCCCGGCCACUCGCCGCGGCCCAGCCAGAGCUCCGUGCACCGCGAGCGGCCGUUGAGUAUGGGCGGACAGGCGGGCGUUGGGGCGCAGGGCAGGAGCGUCAGCCCGCAGCCGUACGCGCCUGUGUCGCGUAGCACGAGCCCUGCGGCACUCCACCACGCUCCUGCAGCUCCGGCCCCCAACUCGUCUGUGUCCAGCAGGAACAGCUACAGCAGCAGAGUCACGCCUCCCUCCGUCAACGGCACGAACGGACAGACUCAUAACCAUUCGCUGUCGCGCAACUCCGUGCGGCGUAACUCCACCUCCAAUUCCAUCCGGCAGAAUUCGAUGUCGGUGCCCCAGCCGGUCGCACAACAGCAGCGUGCAACGAGCCCGGGCCCUGGUGGCGCCCCGAUGCGCCAGAACUCGAUGACUGUCCCGCAGACGGGCGCACAGCGACAGGGCGCGCCGAGCCCAGGGCCCAACAGGCACAGCUCGAUGUCCGUUCCUCAGGCUGCGCCGCAUCAGCAGCGCCCGACGAGCCCGAACAGCGUUGGUAUCGCGCUCGACCUGAAUGGACGUGUCGUGACGGACUCGAUGGCGGAUAUGUAUGCACAGCGUCAGCAGCAGCAGCAGCAGCAGCAGCAGCAACAGACACAGUACGGACAGCCGCCGCCGCAGAACCAGCCGCCUCCGCAACAGCAGCACUCCGUCGCGCGGCGACCGACGUACACGGUCAACUCGAAUGGGUACCCGCAGCAGACGAUGCCGCCCCAGGCGCCUACCCAAUACCCUCCCACGCCUGUGUCGACGUAUAGCCAGCAGUAUGGGGUACAGCAGCCGCAGCAGGCGCCGCCCCCGCAACGCAUGUAUGGCGCACCGCCGCCGGCGCAGUAUCAGCAGCCGCAGGUGUACCAGCCCCAGCCGCAUGAGUACACGCGCCAGGGCGCGGUUGUGCAGAACUUGCAUCGGGGUGCGUCCAUGAAUGGGUAUUAUGAACAGGGCGGAUACGCCCAGCCGCAGCAACAGCAGCAGCAGCAGCAGCAGCAGCCGUUCGCGUAUCGUGCGCCGAGCCCCGCUCGGGCGCCAUCGCCACAGCCUCCUCCACUGCCAACGGGCUUUACGGAGGAUGGGCGGCCCGUGUUGUUCUAUGUCAAGGCAUUGUAUGAUUAUCAAGCUACGAUCGACGAGGAGUUCGACUUCCAAUCUGGUGAUGUGAUUGCCGUCACUGCGACGCCGGAAGACGGGUGGUGGUCUGGCGAGCUGCUGGACGAAGCCCGGCGACAGCCUGGGCGCCACGUCUUCCCGAGCAACUUUGUGUGCUUGUUCUGA